Vespa velutina is the source of this 3213-nucleotide messenger RNA. It is a transcript of the gene Oga, whose product is annotated as protein O-GlcNAcase. The transcript is spliced from 13 exons. The record is from RefSeq and is a predicted model, not a curated record. Gene Ontology annotation, biological process: glycoprotein metabolic process. Gene Ontology annotation, molecular function: beta-N-acetylglucosaminidase activity. Lineage: Eukaryota; Metazoa; Arthropoda; Insecta; Hymenoptera; Vespidae. Bases 260 to 3043 code for a protein of 927 amino acids.
GAACAGUGAGGGCGCAGCAUAUAGGAAUACGAAAUUUAGAUGUUCUUUCUUGUGUAUUAUGUGAUGAACUCAUUUUUUCAAUAAUCUUCUUAAAAAAGUAAUGUCAAAAUAACAACCAGCUAACACGUGCCUUACGUUCUAUAAAUUCAUCGUUUAUUUAUUUGCUCAACUUAACGUAAAGUGAGUUUUUCUCGCUAACAGUUUCCUUCGGCCAUCUUAGUAACUCGAUUCUAAACAAACGUGCCUCAUCGGAUCCGCAAUGGCGGAGACAAACGGGGCCGCAAAUUUAAACACUAAAAAUGGAAAUUUCAUUUGCGGUGUAGUAGAAGGAUUUUAUGGAAGACCAUGGACAACGGAGCAACGAAAGGAUUUGUUUCAAAAACUAAAAAAAUGGGGAAUGGAUUCAUAUUUAUAUGCACCCAAAGACGAUUAUAAACAUCGUGCUUACUGGAGAGAUUUGUAUACGGUGGAAGAAGCAGAACAUCUAACGGGUUUGAUUACAGCUGCUAGAGAAUGUGGUAUCACGUUUUAUUAUGCUCUAUCGCCAGGAUUAGAUAUCACGUAUUCCAGUGCCAAGGAAGUAGCAGCCUUAAAGAGAAAAUUAGAACAAGUCAGCCAAUUUGGUUGUACCGCAUUUGCCUUAUUAUUCGAUGACAUAGAGCCUGAAAUGAGCGAAGCGGACAAAGAAAUGUUUCAAUCUUUCGCGCAUGCACAAGUUUCUGUCACCAAUGAUAUUUUUCAACACCUUGGGCAACCUCGUUUUCUAUUAUGUCCAACGCAAUAUUGUGCAACUCGAGCAAUACCCAAUGUAUCCUCUUCCGAGUACUUAAAUACCCUUGGAAUGAAAUUAGCUCAAGAAAUUGAUAUAAUGUGGACAGGUCCUAAAGUAAUAUCAAGGCUCUUAACGGUUGAAUCUAUCGAAGAAAUUACAGAAGUUCUUAGAAGGCCGCCAGUCAUUUGGGACAACUUGCAUGCUAAUGAUUAUGAUCAAAAAAGAGUUUUCCUUGGGCCGUAUUCAGGUAGAUCGCCUGAUCUUAUUCCUAAACUCAGAGGUGUUCUGACCAAUCCAAAUUGUGAAUAUGGCGCGAAUUUUGUCGCUAUUCACACCUUGGCACAAUGGAGCAGGUGCAAUAUUGAUGGAAAGAGAGAUUUAAGUCUGAACGACACUGUAUCUGCCGAUAUUAAAUUAGAAACAGAGACAGAAGAUGGAGUUGUUGGGGAAGACGUACCUUCAACAUUAUCUCCAAAUAUGUAUCAUCCACGUCAUGCGCUCAAAAAUGCGAUAAAUGAAUGGUUGUCAGAAUUUAAUAAGAAAAAAGUAGCAUGGGGCGUCAUCGCGAAACCACAGCCAUGCGUAGCUCCCACAAUACCGAUCCCAAUUAUUCCUUCUGUAAAUACUUGUAUGAGCUUGACAUCCACAACAACAACAACGGUUCCUGCAACUCCUACACCAGUAACUAAUUCGAAUCAUCUUCAAGCAUUGGCUGAAGUAUGCUCUACCGUUACAAGUAGUGAUAGCUUUGCCCAACCGUCUUCUGGACCCAUGAUGAAUUCUUUAGUAUCUGAUACCAAAGUAAUCAGUGAACCUAUUGUUUCAACGAUAUCUCCCAGUGUAGGAAAUGAGGGAAUUACAACGACCCUAUCUUCGGUUGAGCCAAUGGAUUGUAACACAACCCCAAGUGAUUCUCCUGCUCAUGGAAUAAAAAUACACGUAGAAGACGACAUCAUGGUAGAAAACACUUCUACAUGUAGCGAAGCUUCCGCAGGUAUGCAAGUAGAAGUAGAUGGUACUUCUCCUACAGUAAAUGGUACACAAAUGAUAAUCGAGAAUGAUAGUGAAACUCAUGAGAAUACAGAUAAUGUAGAUCAAGAGUCUUCAUCGAUAAAAGAUGCAGACAAACAAUUGACUCAAGAGGAUCUAUGCUUGUUGUGUGACUUAUUCUAUUUACCGUUUGAACAUGGUGGUCAAGGUAUUCAGUUAUUACAAGAAUUCAACUGGUUAAAGAGCAAUGCUCAUGUUGUUAUGAAGAAAUCAAAAGAAGAGGAUGCUGUUUCGCAAUCUGACAUUGAAGAAUGGCAUGCACGUGCAGCUAAAUUAAAUGAUAUGUGUAAUGCAGUAAACAGAUUAUUUCAACGACUUACGUAUUGUAAUAAUCGCGAACUAUUAUAUGAUUUAUAUUCAUAUAUGUGGGACAUGAGAGGAGUUGUAUCAUUGCUAAAUAGUUAUGUAAAAUGGUUAGCAUUUGGCAGAUUCCCAGCGACGAUGACAACGUAUACCCAGGGAAGCUACACAUGGUUUUCAAAUGGUUGGAAAGAAACAUUUAUGAGUGGUGAUCAAGAACCAUGGGUCUUUCGCGGUGGUCUUACUGCUGACCUACAGAGAUUAAUUCCAGUGGACAGCGGUAACGAUUUAUUUGUUUAUAAAGCACCAGAAAUACCUAGUAGUAAAAUAUAUACAAUACGGCCUUAUUUAGCGAGCGAUGAAGAAGCAGUUUAUGCAGUAUGCAAUCAAAUUUCUAAUUGCACAGGAUCAUCGGCUGUAGCAGACAAAUUAGUUGGUGGAUUUUUAACAUUAAGUCCUGAAUUAUGUAUGAUUGUUGAAGAUGAGAAUGGAAUAGUAGGAUAUGCACUAGCUGCCUUAAACGUCAAAUCUUAUAACCAGAGGUUGGCAGUUUCUUGGAUUCCCGAAUUAAAAAUGAAAUAUCCUUUAGAUAAUGGUAUGAAUAAUUUACCACAGGAUAUUCAGGAUGCAAUACAGUAUUUUCAUACAUUUAGCCCAGAUGUAUCAGAGCAACUGUGUAGACAUCAUCCGUCAAAACUUUUGUGCGCAAUACUACCUACUGUAACAGAUCAAUCAAUUCCUAAAAGAUUGAUUACUUGUGUCUUAGCAGCUUUAAGAGCUAAUGGAUCUUUCGGGGUUCAUACAACCAUGUGCUCUACAGAUAAGGAAACUAAUGAAUUUUAUACAAAAUUAGGAUUUGUUGAAUUGAAUCCAGCACAGGAGGAACAUCCUGGAAUAAAAACAAUGUGUAGAAGUUUCUAACAGAGACUGAACACACAACUAUUAUUUUUAAAUAAAGUAUAUUUACUUGGACCUUCAACAAAGAAAGGAUUUAUGACAUAAAAAAUUUCGCGACAAGUUAAAACUGUUUUUAGAUUUUUAUAUAUAUAUAUAUAUAUAUAUAUAUAUAUAUAUAUGUGUGUGUGUGUGUA